AUGUUCUCCAUCUUCUGCUGCUCUUCCCCAUAUCCAUAUCGACCUACUCAUCUGGCCCACGAGGCCAAAUUUGACCCGUUCAUCGCUUGGGCCAAGCGAUCUGAAUCAUCCCUUUCCAGCAAAUCGGCGUCCUUCUUCCGAGACCCGGAUAACCUACCAGCUUAUGCAGUUCAGUUUGUCCGACAGGUCAACUUCGGUGCAAUCGAGGCCAAAAGAUACUUUAUUCCUUCUCCGGGCGGAAGUGGACUUGGCUUCAUCGAGAUCAAUGAACAAGACCUGAUCAUUGGCAACUUCCAGAAGCUCAAUUCGUACAAGAACUUCAAGUGCACAACGCACAACAAGUUCUUCGAGGUCAACCUCUAUCAAAAGGAUCCCGUGAAUAAGCACCACUGGCGAUUGAAUAUUGCUCGACCAGGAACUGAGAUCGAUCUUUAG
Penicillium paradoxum is the source of this 435-nucleotide messenger RNA. RefSeq lists its product as uncharacterized. Bases 1 to 435 code for a protein of 144 amino acids. The record is from RefSeq and is a predicted model, not a curated record. NCBI's taxonomy places the organism in Eukaryota, Fungi, Ascomycota, Eurotiomycetes, Eurotiales, Aspergillaceae. The transcript has 2 exons.